AAAGCUUAGUUGGAAAAUUCAAUUUUUCGGAAAUCAAAGUAUUUGUUCAGCAAAUUUAUUUGUAAUGUAAUAAUCAGAGCGAAGGACAUUUUUAUUGUUUAUUUAAACAGUUUAGUUAGUUCUGUAUAAAAUUCUGAAGGCGAAUCAAUUGCAAUAAAAUGAUUCUUUUAUAAAUCAGAAUGACUGAUAAUUUGAUACAGGUUGAAGCAGUAUUUGUCGAGAAAAUAAACGAAGAAGUAAUAUUCGAGUGUGAAAAUGAGAUAUGGAACGAAGUUUUUGAAUUAGAAAAAGAAAAAGAAAAUAGAAACGGAACAGGAGAUACCAAAAUCCUGAAAGAAAAGGCGUUAGAUUUUAGGAAACGAUUUCCAGGACUUGUUUUGGCAGUAGUGGGAGACUCAGAAAGCUUUGUACCUAGACCUUGGAAUGCAACAGCAUUUACCGCGGAUCUUAUUGAUACACUGAAAAAAGUGAAAGAAAGUUGGUUGAUUUAUCGUGGAAAAGAUAUUGGCAUUAGUUCUUUUAUCUACAAUGCAUUUGAAGAAGACAUUAGAACGAAUGGAACAUUAGCAACUAAACUAAUUGCAGUCAAGCCAAAGGAUGAGAAAAUUCUAGGAAAACCUAACCAACAGAAACAAACAACAACCGGCCAAUCGAAAGAAUCAAAAAAUCAGUUGUCCUUUAAACUACCAUCUAUGAAUGAGAAAGACUGGUUCAACAUUGGUUUGAUUGAACUUUUAAAAUGUUUAUCAGAGAAAACAACACCUCUUCUGUCGUUCAUUACGGAAAACGAGGAUAGCAAACAAUAUCAUAAUGAACUGCCCAUGGAAAUUCCAGUCUUAUUGGUGGUAGCUGAAGGCGAUAUAGAGACAAUUCACCAAGUGGAGUCGUCUGUUGAAUCCAAUAUUCCUGUUCUUCUGGUAAAAGGGUCGGGAAAAGCUGCAGAUUUAUUGGUUGACUACCUUACUAGCAGACAACUAACGAGUGAGAAAACAGGACUGCUAAAGAACAAUGCCCCGACAUUAUUUGGAACAAUAUUUACGAAGAGUUCAUUCUACAACCUUGAGCAGAGAAUGAAAAAGAUACAAGAAAAUAACCAUCUGAUAACUGUUUAUGAUGUAGAACGAGCAGAUGAGAUUACCUUAGAAGAUACUAUAGUAGAUGCAAUCAUUAAAGGAUGGUCUUUAAAACAUAUAAAAGAUGACCAAGGCGACGCAAUUGGAAAAUCUCACAAGUUAGCACCUAUAAUGUCGGAAGUGUUGAAGGAUCUUUGUACUAAUCAAGUUGGAGACGAAACCAAAUCGACAAACGUUGAUUAUACGAUACCUGAUGAAACAUAUAACACCGCUAUCAACACAUCCUUAUAUAUUAGCGAUUUGACACCACCAGGAACACCCGAACCUGCUAUUGAAAUAAUACUGAAACAUGACGAAAAUGAGUCAUCGAUAGAAACCGAUACAAAUGCUGAAAACAAAUUAAUAAAUGACAAUGAGACACUAAGAGCAACAGAUGGCACUGCUGAAGAAACAUCUACAAGUGGUAAUAGUAAGACAGCAGAUGAAAAAUCUAACAAGCUAAUGGAAAUUUUACAGUUUUCACUUGAACCUGGAUCGUUGUCAUUGUAUUUUUAUAUUGCUUAUCAGUACAGUCAAGACCCAAACAGAGAAAAAUAUAAAACUAAGAAUACCCAGAUACUCUUGUUAGAAGCAAUCAUCGCAGAUCGUGUUGAGUAUGUGUCAGCCAUGCUACAACAUGGAAUUGUAUUCAAUACGGAACACUUCGAGGGUUUGUAUGAUGAGACCUUUAGAUGUGAAGAUUGCAAGGCAAAAGACUGUCGGUCAAUGCAUGCUAUUCAUCAUCGAUGUGACAAUUCAAUAUGUAAUUUCAUCUGGUGCACAUGUCUGCAGAACUGUAAAAAGUGUAACGAAAAAGCUUCAAUGAAUGGGCAUAGUAAACAUUGUGUAAGACAUGGAGGACAUAUAUUUGCAGUUGGCAUUGAACUCAAAGUUGAUGUAUGCUUACAAGCUAGAUAUCUAUGUCAGAAACUGCUUAAUUUUAACCUAAUUGAUGCAACAGAUACAAAAGAAGAAGACAAAGAACAAGUGUACUACGAUCUGCUAGCAUGGGCACUUCUUGGAAAUAAAGUUGAACUUGCCACCGUCUUCUGGUCCAAGUGUAAAAAUCAGCUUUUGACUGCUAUUAUGGCAAGCAGCAUCUUGAAAUCUAUGGCCAGCAACGUUGAAUCUACAAAAGACAAGAAACUGUACGGAGAGUUAAUGGAACAUUCAAAAUUAUUUGAGAACAGAGUAAUCGAAAUGCAAAAUACAUUAUAUGAAAAAAGAGAAAUCGAGACAAUGGAUUUAAUGGAAAUCGAAGAUGAGAUUUUAGGAAUGAAAGUUUCUCCAAUGGUUCUGGCAUUUGAAAAUAAAAUGAUAGAUGUCAUUGGACACCCCUGCAUACAACGUCGUUUGAACAGAAUUUGGUAUAACUUUAACCCAACGGAUUCUCCUUUCUCUUUCUCAGAUGGUCCAAACAACCUUAAUAUACCUGCGUCUGGUGCAGCAGCUAAAUGGACGGACUGGUUUAAGAAUUUGUAUCGAUUUACUGAAAGUAUAUGGAUGGAACAGACAUGGCUGUCACCAUUGAUGGUUUUCGCUGUGCACUACUUAUUUGUUUUUGCUGUUAUCGUUUGGUUUAGCGCAUUUGUACUCACAGAUCUUGAUAUAAUAGGCAGUGUUUCUGAAAUAGGAAUCUACGAGUGGCUUUUGUACAUUUGGUUAUUUGCUGACUUCUGCGAGGAAAUCAUAGUACCGCUCAUAAUAAGAACGCAGUAUAAGAGAAGUAAACACACACUUUGGUUUAAGCUGAAAAGAUUUGUUCGCAAUGUUUGGAAAGUUCUAACAUGUCUGUCUUAUCUGAUAAUUCUAUCAGCAGUAUUCAUGCGAAUCGAGAAUUCCUCUUCCAACCAUAGAAUAACCCUUAGAUUAUACAGCCUUGGUCUUUUCACAAUGUAUAUGAGAUUUCUCCAAUGCAUGAUUGUCCAUAGCUACUUCGGUCCAAAAAUCAUAAUGAUUGGCGAAAUGUUGCUAGAGUUGAUAAAGUUCGUGUGGAUUUUUAUUGUUUUUAUGAUGUGCACUGGUGUGCUUUACCAUGCUAACAUGUAUCCAAGUCAUUUCGACAUGUGGUCACAGAAAAGUGUGACAUAUUGGAGAAUCUGGAAAAUUAUAUCCUUACCGUAUUGGCAGCUCUAUGGUGAACUGUUUCUAGAUGAGAUACAAGGUGACAAAUAUGAGGACAAUGUAACAUGUACGUUUGUGGAAGCUGACUGGGAAAGUAACCCAGAUAUUGAACGUUGUGUUGACUAUGACUGGGUAGUACUACUAAUCGCUGCUUUAUACAUGCUGUUCACGAACCUCUUGUUGGUUAACCUCAUUAUUGCUUUAUUUACAUUCCGUUUUGAAGAAGUUCAGCAAAAUUCAGAUCGAUUAUGGAAAUUUUGGAGAUAUUCAAUCAUCACUGAAUUCAGAAGACGUUAUCCUGUUCCAUUGAACCUGCCACUGUUGCCAUUGAGAAUAGUAAAACUCUGCCGUCUCAGAAAUGCGAAAUUGAACUGUUGUAAGAAACCCAAGGUACACUGUUCAUCUCAUACAGAAAGAGAACAGACAGGAAAUUCAGGAGGAAAAAGAAGGCAGAUACUUAACAAAAUUCAACCAUUACAAACGUUACAUGCUAACAGAUGUCUGUAUUCUCCAUUAAAAGAUACACUUCAGAAACACUGAUUCAUAAAUGUAAAAUUGUGACAAUAAGAUCAAGGUUAAAAGUAGAAGUUAACAUUCUAAUUUUUUAAGCAUAUUUCCUGCAAAUUAAAAAGACAACUUCAUUUUAUAAGCAAUUUCAUUCAAUUAACUUUAAAUUGAUUUGGAGUAAUCUGUAACUUAGUCACAAUAUUCACUUUUUCGUACAUUGAAAUAUUCUUAUGCAUUCCAAAGAACAACAAUGAUUUUAAUCGAGGGUAUUUAACUUCGAGAUUUCUUCCUACAAAAACGAAGAGUUAGAAAACGUUUUAACAAAAUUGAUUUUUGUUCUUAAUUGGCCGAUUUUUACCAGUUUUAAUUCAAUCGAACAGUUUGGGGAAAGUCAGAUCCUUUUUUGGUUUAAUCAUAAUUUGUCUGUAAAUAUCUCAAAUAAAUGAAAAUAUACUUGAGUGUUCACAAAUUUAUGCACUCAUUUGCCAGGUUAUCGUUCCAAAUUAUCCUCAUCAAAUACGCUUUUGUUAUAAAUACAAAUAUUAAGUUAUUGUUUGGAAAAUUGUGUGACACUUGCUAUUUUAUGAAGCACAUAAAGCUUUUGGGUUUUACAAAGCAAAUCAUAGACUCAGCCAUCGCUUUCUUAAGCGAGUAGUAUACAGUGAUGGAGAAGUCAUUCCGUUCUUUCCGCCGAUGUACAAAAUUUUACUCGCAUGCUUUUGUUUUGCAUCUCCUAUUUAAUUUCUUAAUCCGAAAGAUUUAUUGCGUUCUAAAUUAAUUUGGCAUGAUCAUGAAUUAGCAAUAACCUUACACAGCAGUACACGUUUCAAGUAUCCUUGACCCCUUAUUCGAAUUUAUGUACACUUUCUCAGAAUCUUGACAAUAUAAGUAGUUGUACACCUCUUAUUUGGAUUUGGGUUCGAAUUAUGUUUGGAGUAUCCGUAGGCAAUUAUAUUCUUUACGUUUUUAAUAUCUAGAGCGUGUUCCUCCUCAACUCUUAUUAGAAAUUAUUGAUUUUCUUACAGAAUAUAAAUCAUAUAAUAUUAGUGUACACCUCGCAUUGUGUUUUUAAGGUUUCCGAAGGCAAGUUAUAGACCCUUUCCAUUGUUAGUGUUGGUGCAUUAGUGUAUGAGCCUUGCCCACAGAACCUCUAUUUUCAAUAGAUGUCAAGAAGUAAUCUACAAAAGCCUAUAAAAUAUCCAUUCUCUUUUCUUAAAAAUAAAUUUCUUUAAGAAUUGAAUGCUUCUUUUUGUACUUUUUUUGAGAUAUGAAUGUGUUGACCGAAGAAUAUAAUGUUUAAAGGACUUUUUAUUUGGAUAUACAACAUCACUUUAAAACAGCACAAUCAUGAUUGUUUCAUGCCAAUCAAAGUGAUAGAACCCUUUUCAAAAAUAUUUGUAAUUCAAUCAUGAUAAUUAUUAUGAUUAUAGGUUUUGACUUAAAACACUUAUACAUGUAUUAAAUUUUAUGAAUAAUAACAAACUUUUUGCAUCCUGUCGUGUGAUUUAUUUUUGCCAGCAAGCAGAAUAAAGAAGUAUGUUUCGCCAGUUUCUAAGCAUUAUAUUAUAACGAGCUUUAAAUUUUUCUCCUUUGUGCAAGUUUCUUCGGGAAAUUGGAUGUGACUUUUACAACGUGUUUUAGGUCCUUUAUGAAAAUAUAGCUCUUCAACUGUUUCGGUUGUUAUAUAUCCUUGGCUUUCAAAUAUUCGGCUUUGAGCGUUCUUGAUGAAGGAAAAUCCAGAAAAGCCUCUGGACGCAUGAAAUUUAUCACGCGUUGUUUUCAUUUUUUCCCGCCUUCCGGUAGUUUUUCAUCGAGAAAAUAUAUAUAGGCUCUGAAUUCGUCUCUUUUUGCCAGCUUUCUAUUAAUUUUCUACAGUCUUGUACUUCAAAUUUAUUUUGUUUUAAAAAAAAAUAUCAGUUUGAAAGAGGCUGACAUGAUCCGACACAAUUAUGACACUUGCCCGCAAAUUCAUAUACAUCUGCUGUAAAUGAUAUUUACUUCAAAUUAGUUUGUAUAUUAAAUAUAUAUAAGUACAUGAUGUUUAUAUUUUCCUAUUCACCUGUGAAGGAAUUAAAAAAAAUUCAUGUAAUUACUUUAUGACUAAUUUAUUUUGAUUUUUUUAAUCAAACGUUGUAUAUAUCAUGAAUUUUAAGGAUGUUACUAUUUUGUGUUGAUGAAAUGAUUGACAUGUGCUUAAGUUAUAUUUUAAGGUUGAACGGAACAUUUGUAUGUAUUUAUGCACGAGCUUUUGUUUGUGAUUUUGAUACAUUGUAUCAUGAAAGAUACUUUUUCACCAAAUUAAGAUAACAUUAACUUUUUUUCUCGAUAGCUCCUUGUGCUAUUAACUGAAGCUUAUCGGUUACAGUGAAAAGGUAUUAAAACGAUCGAUUUAAGUGAGACAAUUGGGGGAGGGGAAGCAUUACGAACUAUCGAACUAUUACAAACAAAUAACGAAAUAACGAUUUUUUUGUUAUUUUACUUUCCAGCGGUAUCUUAAAACACAAUGUAUAAACAUGUAAAAAUAUCAUUUCAAAUUUAGAUAAGAAUAUCAAACUACAGACAUUAAUGAAUUACAAUUUUAGAAACUUUAAACAAUAGUCGUUUCCAGAGGUAGAGAGCAAAAUUCUAUGAACGGCGAUUAACAUAAUUUAAAAGAACACACUAGAAUAUUGUGAAAAAUAGUCUAUAAUUCUUUCUACAAGAACAGAAAAAAAAGAUCUUUGAAACAUCUACAUGGUUUGGUUGCCUUAAGACUACUUAUAGGGAAAAUAUAACUAGUAUGCACAAACGCUGUAUCAUUUUUGUUUGAUGUCUAUUUUCAAGAUACGUUUGUAGCUUGUUGUUUUCUUUUUAUCUAUGAAAAUGUCCUUAAUAUUCAAAUAUUAGUUGUAUAUAUUUAGUGACGCUUUUUGUGGUCAAUGAAUGAAUUCAAUACAAAGAUUUAAUA
Mytilus californianus (California mussel) is the source of this 6690-nucleotide messenger RNA. Its product is annotated as transient receptor potential cation channel subfamily M member 8-like. The coding region runs from base 180 to 3776 and encodes 1198 amino acids. NCBI's taxonomy places the organism in Eukaryota, Metazoa, Mollusca, Bivalvia, Mytilida, Mytilidae. Gene Ontology annotation, molecular function: ligand-gated calcium channel activity. The transcript is spliced from 26 exons. Gene Ontology annotation, biological process: calcium ion transmembrane transport. The record is from RefSeq and is a predicted model, not a curated record.